This is a messenger RNA of Alternaria rosae, 1827 nucleotides long. RefSeq lists its product as uncharacterized. Lineage: Eukaryota; Fungi; Ascomycota; Dothideomycetes; Pleosporales; Pleosporaceae. The transcript has a single exon. Bases 1 to 1827 code for a protein of 608 amino acids. The record is from RefSeq and is a predicted model, not a curated record.
AUGGCUUCCGACACAGUCGCUAGUAACAGUCGGAAAUUCAACUGGGCCGACGAUGACGACGACGAAUUUGACUUGAAUAGCUGGAAUGCUACCGCCGACACCUCCGCGCCCACCGCCGACGAGCUAGGCCCUCUCCAGGUCCCUCCCACUGGAGAUGACACGAAGGAAGACGAAGUCUACACGUUAUCCCGCAUCUUCAAUGAGCGCGCCUAUUGGGAUCCUCCUGCCCUCCAGAAGUUGUCAGACGCGGAGCCUACCCAGGAGCCAGAGCGAGUUGCUGAGCCGCCAGCUGAGCAUUGGCGUGUCGACGUCGUUGGCUGCAGUCCAGAACAUCAAGUCAUGUCUGCGCGGUACAUCCUUAUCACGCACGCUAUUGGCCCUGCUUAUGACGGCAAAGAGGAGUCCGACGUCCCAGCCUAUCCAGAAUUGAGCCAAGACCCGAGUCACCGGUCUUACUAUGCGAGGGGAUUCCGAGACUGGAAGACGGAACAUAGAGGUUUUCCGUCUAGGAAGGUCUAUCGCAAUUCGCCCUUGAACAUUGUCACUUCCAUUGACAAUGCGCAUGAGAUCGACGACAUUGCCGACCCCGAAGAAGGAGCGGUAGAAGACGCCGAUCGCGAGAUGAACGAUGAAAUUGAUCGCAUGAUUGAUGAUCAAAUCACCAACCACAUUGAUCAGUUCCAGUGGUUCUCCAGGACAGAACUUGAGAGCUUUUACCACCAGUUCAAGGCUCAGGAGCAGAAGGCUGAGACUGGAGACGACGUCUCAGAUGAUGAUGACAGCGAUUCCGACGACGGGUGGGAUGAACAGGCUUACGAGCCAUACCAUGGUUCUGUUCAAAACGAAGAGAUUUCGCCUACGACCACUACGUCAAGGGAGGACGGCGAAACGUUGUUCUCGAUUCCCCGCCCCUUCGCCGCCGCGUAUAACGAAGACGAGCUGGACUUCAACGAUGUCGUAUUUGGGGACGAUGACAAAGGCGAUGAACCGGAGAGUCAGGGUGAAACCGACUCUGAACCCAGCGAUGAGGGUUAUGUUUCCUCUUCACCGCCAGACACUCCCUUUUUUGAAACCUUCAACAGGGCGGGUAGUAAAGAAGCGCAAAGCGCCUCUAUCUCUACCAAUAAUUGGCUGAGUGUGUCAUCCAGGCGCCGCAAGACAAUGUUUCGAACGGACUCCAUGGAUGCACUCAAGACGUUUAGACAACUUGCCAAGUUUGAACAACGUGUCGACGACGCUUUCGAAGACGAUGAGAACUUUGGAGAUCUAAAAGAAAACAUCGGCAUCGACGACGAGCUAAAGGCGUCAUCAGAUGCUGUGGAGGACACAGAUUUUGUCCUCGUCGUUACACCACCCGAGGAUGAGCAAAGCACGCAAGACUAUCUUUUCAGCCAUGCGACACCUUUAUUUUCAACGAAAACCACUAUAUCUGAUUCAAUUAAAGAGGACGAUCAAGUCGAUUCUAUCAAAGAUGGAUCGCGCGGCACCCUCAAUUCAGCCUUCAUUUUCCCCAGUUUGUCUGUUGAUAGAGCCUCAAUCGCAACGGACGAGAUGGGUAACGCAGGCACAAAAAUCGCCACUUCCAAAACCUCCUCUCGACGUUGGACUGAUCCUCCAAAGUACGAUCCCACCCUUCCAUCAAUUUCGCCAUCGCCCAGUCAUUGGCACACAAGGCAUACGAAGCAUAACUCUGUUUCAUUGGAUUAUCUCGUCGGCGCCGUCUCGAAGAGCUGGCUCUACGUGGGCCAAGUGCCCUGGACGCAGAUUGGUAUAAUGGGCGCUGGAGUGGUCGCUGGUGGAUUAUUGAGCAUGGCGGGGCUUACAUGA